Messenger RNA from Meriones unguiculatus (Mongolian gerbil), 1239 nucleotides. RefSeq names its product claudin 16 (gene Cldn16). The transcript has 5 exons. Gene Ontology annotation, molecular function: structural molecule activity. Gene Ontology annotation, biological process: cell adhesion; bicellular tight junction assembly. The record is from RefSeq and is a predicted model, not a curated record. The coding region runs from base 458 to 1165 and encodes 235 amino acids. Lineage: Eukaryota; Metazoa; Chordata; Mammalia; Rodentia; Muridae. Gene Ontology annotation, cellular component: bicellular tight junction; plasma membrane.
UUCCAAGGGGGAGGAAAACAGCUCCUUCUCCCAAGGGCCUGAGAAAGAUCAGCUUACAAGGCUCCAGCAUUGCCUAGGAUCCUUCGUCCUUCAUCUUGACACAGCCACAGGCCUCUGGGACGGACAUUUCACAUCAGCCCACAGCCAAGGCUGCUCUCACAUGCACUACAAUGUAUUCGGUUCUUCUCCUACCCUGGCUUCUGAUUGGGAGCCUGGCAGUUGGAUAAUGACCUUCAGGACCCUCGCACCCUUACAGUUCUUUUUUGUACAAUCCUUUCUGCAAUUUAAGGUCCCUGCAAGAGGGGAUUGAGGAAAAGUGAAAGACUUGGCACUCUCAUCCCCAGGUACCUGCAACAGAGGCCAAUAGCAUCAGAGACCAAUAGCAUCAAAAGCCAGUAACAUUCCAGCUGGGCUGGCAUCUACCCAUGCGUCCCUUCCCGACAGGCUGCUUGCUGCCAUGAAGGAUCUUCUUCAGUACUCCGCCUGCUUCUUCGCCCUUUUCUCCACUGGGUUUCUCAUAGCGGCUACCUGGACGGACUGUUGGAUGGUGAACGCUGAUGACUCUCUGGAGGUGAGCACAAAAUGCCGUGGCCUCUGGUGGGAGUGUGUCACAAACGCUUUUGAUGGCAUUCGCACGUGCGACGAGUAUGACUCCAUAUAUGCAGAACACCCCUUGAAGCUGGUGAUAACUCGAGCACUGAUGAUUACAGCUGACAUUCUAGCUGGCUUUGGAUUUAUCACCCUGCUUCUCGGUCUUCACUGUGUGAAGUUCCUACCAGAUGAGCCACACAUUAAAGUCCGCCUCUGCUUCGUUGCUGGGACCACAUUACUCAUUGCAGGUGCCCCGGGAAUCAUUGGUUCCGUGUGGUACGCUGUGGAUGUUUAUGUCGAACGCUCUUCUCUGAUUUUGCACAAUAUAUUUCUUGGGAUCCAGUAUAAAUUUGGUUGGUCCUGCUGGCUUGGAAUGGCUGGGUCUUUGGGUUGCUUUGUGGCAGGAGCUCUCCUCACCUGCUGUUUGUACCUCUUUAAAGAUGUUGGGCCUGAGAGGAACUAUUCUUAUGCCAUGAGGAAGCCCUAUUCAACCGCAGGUGUUUCCAUGGCCAAGUCCUACAAGACCGCUAGGACAGAGACAGCCAAAAUGUAUGCUGUGGACACCAGGGUGUAAAAUCUGCCAAAUAUCAAUCUGUGUUGUUUAAUUAACCAAUCAAUGUGGUCAAGCUAAUAAAAUUACUGAUCGAU